Molecule: messenger RNA, 1448 nt
Organism: Manihot esculenta (cassava)
Lineage: Eukaryota; Viridiplantae; Streptophyta; Magnoliopsida; Malpighiales; Euphorbiaceae
Product: putative methylesterase 14, chloroplastic
Exons: 5
Coding region: 270-1310 (346 amino acids)
Biological process (GO): jasmonic acid metabolic process; salicylic acid metabolic process
Molecular function (GO): methyl salicylate esterase activity; methyl jasmonate esterase activity; methyl indole-3-acetate esterase activity
Source: RefSeq, a predicted model, not a curated record
AUUGCUAUUUUGUUUUAGCAUUUAUAUUAUACCAACUUCUCCUCCACCUCUCUCUUUUUCUCAUUCUCACCCACCCUCUGUCCCUCUCAGCAAUUUUCACUCACAAAGGACAAAAAGCCAAAGGGAUUAGAAUAUCCUUUACUCUCUAAUCAUCUUCAUUUUCUGCAUUUCACGAUGCUACUUUCCUCGCUUUCUUGCUCAAUCUCUUGAUUUUUUGUUUUUCAUUUUUCUAUCGCUGAUUCCCACAGAGGCGAAAGCUUUCUGUAGCCAUGGGGAACAGUUUUAUUUGUAUGAGUAAAAAGGAUGCCAAAGAUAAUCAUGGAUCGAGAAGCAAGAGAUUGGGUAGGUCCCAGAGAAAAUUGUUGGCAGAGGAAGAGUUCCUCCACAGGCAAGCUCUCUCUAUGGCACUUCAUCAGCACCAAUUAUCUCAGAGAUUUGAUGGAUCCAUGUCCAGGAGGAUUGGCUCCACCAGCUCUCGAAGACGAAAUCUCUCUGAUCCUUUCUCUAAUGGAAAACAGGUGCCAGAUUUUCUGGAAAAUAUCAAGCUAAAAAAGUUCAUUCUGAUACAUGGAGAAGGGUUUGGAGCUUGGUGUUGGUAUAAAACAAUUUCCCUGUUGGAAGAAGCUGGAUUGCUUCCCACUGCCAUAGAUCUUGUAGGAUCUGGCAUUAAUCUGACAGAUACAAACAGCGUCACAACAUUGGCAGACUACUCAAAACCUUUGCUAGAUUAUUUGGAAAACGUUCCUGAGGAUGAAAAGGUUAUUUUGGUUGGUCAUAGCACUGGAGGUGCUUGUGUCUCUUAUGCACUGGAGCAUUUUCCGCAUAAGGUCUCAAAAGCUAUUUUCAUCUGUGCUACAAUGGUGUCUGAUGGUCAGAGGCCUUUUGAUGUGUUUGCUGAAGAGCUUGGAUCUGCUGAACGUUUCAUGCAACAAUCAGAGUUUUUGAUAUAUGGGAAUGGUAAAGACAACCCUCCGACAGGAUUUAUGUUUGAGAAACAGCAGCUGAAAGGUUUAUAUUUCAAUCAAUCACCAACAAAGGAUGUUGCGCUGGCCAUGGUUUGUAUGAGACCUAUCCCAUUGGGUCCUAUAAUGGAAAAGCUGUCAUUGUCCUCUGAGAAAUAUGGAAAUAGUAGGCGAUUCUUCAUUCAGACAUUGGAUGAUCAUGCACUUUCACCGGAUGUCCAAGAAAAGCUAGUGAGGGAAAAUCCACCAGAAGGAGUCUUCAAGAUUAAAGGAAGUGAUCACUGUCCGUUCUUUUCAAAACCGCAAUCCCUCCACAAAAUAUUGCUGGAAAUUGCUCAGAUUCCAUAAAGAGUAUUAAUCGGAAACUAAGAACAAGUUUCUACAAGUCUUUUAUUGGUCAAAAUAUACUUAGUUUACAAUAUGAUAAGCCAUAAUUAAUUGUUGAAGAAUGGAUUAAUUAUUCUGUUGAUAUUAUUUCUUCUUACA